This is a messenger RNA of Oenanthe melanoleuca, 4290 nucleotides long. RefSeq names its product transcription factor CP2 like 1 (gene TFCP2L1). Gene Ontology annotation, molecular function: RNA polymerase II cis-regulatory region sequence-specific DNA binding; DNA-binding transcription activator activity, RNA polymerase II-specific. Gene Ontology annotation, cellular component: nucleus. NCBI's taxonomy places the organism in Eukaryota, Metazoa, Chordata, Aves, Passeriformes, Muscicapidae. The record is from RefSeq and is a predicted model, not a curated record. The transcript has 15 exons. Gene Ontology annotation, biological process: regulation of transcription by RNA polymerase II. The coding region runs from base 183 to 1610 and encodes 475 amino acids.
GAGGGCUCGCCCGGCUGCGGAGCCCCGGCCCGGCCAACCCGCGCCCGGCGGGGCUGAGCCAUAAAAGCGCCGGGAGCCGGCGGGGCCGCGGUUCCAGCUGGCGGCAGCCGUGCCGGGCACCGUGGGGUGGGCAGCGCGGCCGCCGCUCCGCAGCGCAGGGACCGCCGCCCGCCGCCCCCAAGAUGCUGUUUUGGCACACGCAGCCGGAGCACUACAACCAGCACUCGACCGGCAGCUACCUGCGAGAUGUCCUUGCGCUGCCGAUCUUCAAGCAGGAAGAGCCGCAGCUGUCCCCUGAGAAUGAUGCCAAACUGCCCCCCUUCCAGUACGUCCUCUGCACAGCCACCUCCCCUGCCGUGAAGCUGCACGAGGAGACUCUGACCUACCUCAACCAAGGUCAGUCUUAUGAAAUCCGUCUACUUGAGAAUAGGAAAUUGGGAGAGUUUCAAGAUUUAAACACAAAAUAUGUAAAGAGUAUAAUCCGUGUCGUUUUCCACGACCGCCGCCUGCAGUACACAGAGCAUCAGCAGCUGGAGGGCUGGAGGUGGAGCCGGCCUGGGGACCGCAUCCUUGAUAUAGAUAUCCCGCUGUCAGUUGGUAUCUUGGAUCCCAGGGCUAGCCCGACCCAGUUGAACACUGUUGAAUUUCUCUGGGAUCCGUCAAAGAGAGCUUCAGCAUUCAUUCAGGUACAUUGCAUCAGCACAGAAUUUACCCCACGGAAACAUGGAGGAGAGAAAGGGGUGCCCUUCCGGGUGCAAAUCGACACCUUUAAGCAGAAUGAAAAUGGUGAAUACACAGAACACUUGCAUUCUGCAAGCUGCCAGAUCAAAGUGUUCAAGCCUAAAGGAGCAGACAGAAAACAGAAGACUGACAGAGAAAAAAUGGAAAAGAAGACCACCCAAGAGAAGGAGAAGUAUCAGCCUUCCUAUGAGACAACGAUUCUCACAGAGUGCUCUCCCUGGCCAGAUGUGCCUUAUCAAAUGAACAAUGCUCCAUCUCCAAGCUACAACAGUUCUCCCAACAGCUUCAACCUCGGAGAUGGCAACAGUUCACCAACCCACCAAAUGGAGCUCCUGCCUCCCAGCAAUGAUCAUCUCCUUCCUUCUGCUUCUAUUCAAGAUGCCCAGCAGUGGCUUCAUCGUAAUAGGUUCUCUCCAUUCUGUAGACUCUUCUCAAGUUUUUCGGGUGCCGACUUACUGAAGAUGUCCAAAGAAGAUUUUGUUCAAAUCUGUGGGCCUGCUGAUGGAAUUCGGCUCUUUAAUGCAAUUAAAGGAAGAAAUGUAAGGCCCAAGAUGACAAUUUAUGUCUGUCAAGAACCAGAGCAAAACAGAUCCCAUCUCCACCAAAAACGAGAAAAUGGAGAUGGCAGUCUUUGUGUGUAUCAUGCAAUCUUCUUAGAAGAGUUGACCACGCUGGAGCUGAUGGAGAAGAUUGCAAACUUGUACAGCAUUUCUCCCCAGCAGAUAAAUCGGAUCUACCGGCAGGGGCCCACAGGGAUCCAUGUAUUAGUGAGCAAUGAGAUGGUGCAAAACUUCCAAGAUGAAUCUUGUUUUGUUAUCAGCACAUUAAAAGCUGAAAGCAAUGAUGGCUACCACAUCAUUUUAAAAUGACCGUGCUGCACAGAGAGACUUUAACGGCCUAAAAUUUAGUGCCUCACUGAGAUUGCUACAACCUAGACUGGAAACAUGAAGAACCUUCUGGAUAAAUGUUCCUGUGAACUAAGAAUUACCAAACAGCUUAAGAAAAAACUUGCUUUUACAGAUAGAAAUUUUUGGUGGUGUGUGAUUUUGGUGGGUUUGGUUUUGGGUUUUGUGGGGUUUUUUUGUGUUGUUUUUUUUUUUUUUUUGUUUGUUUUUUUUUUUGUUUUGGGUUUUGUUUUGGUUUUUGUUUAGUUCGUUUGAUUUUUGUUUUGGUUCUUUUGGUUUUUUUUAAGCUGAAGCUGAGAACAUCCUCAAAACUUGUACAUGUUUUUUCUUCCCUCCUUUUCUCUUCAGUCUCUUAAAAAUUGUAGAGGUUUCUGCUUAUUACUUAGAAACAUCUGCCUUGUACUAAAGGGAAAUGAAAGAUAAAUCCCAAUUCUCUUGACCCCUCAUGUUUGGGUGAAUUGAUUUACUUACAGUUCUGAGUGCUCUCUUGCUUUCAACACACACCCUGAUGCUGAUGGAUGUAGACUCCCCAGGGCUCCUCUUGUACUCUUUGAGGUGGAAGGCUUGGGACUGCCUCCCAAAACAGAUGGGCAAUGCUGAGGAUGAGUUUGGUGCUCAGCCUUUACCCAAAGUGUCAACUCUGGAAGCCCACACUCAUCUGUUCUCCACCUUCAGAUGUGCUCCAAAUCCAGAGACCUUGGUCCCUCCUGACAGACCUUCUGUAGUACUAAUCCAGCAGAAAAGUUCUGGGAGGGUUCAAGGGAGGACAGACAGCUUGAGGUGAGCAGUUCAGUACCAUGUUACUAUCUUUAGCUUUAGAGAAGUCUCCUUGAAUGGAGCAUGUGGAAUUUUUCUGAGGAACUGCUUUGAACAUUGACAGCUACAGUGCUCAUGACAAAUUCAUACUAUGGAUUUAUUCUACUCUACAGAUUAGUAAUUAACUGCUAUCUUUACUGUAACUGGGAAUUAGAUAUUACAAUCUUAAUGGAUUUUCAUCCUGUUACUGAAGUAAAACUGUUUUGAUCAAGACCAGGUAAACAGAUCAUCUUAGUUGCUGCUUCUUACAUUCUUGCUCUUUCAUUUUGGACUCCUGUUUCCCAUAUCUGUUACCUGUGAUCAGCUCCACACUCCUUGGUCUUUUGGGACUCCAUUCCAGGCACCGUAAAGUUAAAAAGUGGCAAACUGGAUCACACCUUUCUUGCAUUUCACUUUUGACAGCUAAAUAAUAUAUCUGUUUCCCCAAACUGAGUGUCUAUAUACCAUCAAAAUCUGGUUCUUGAACAUUUCAUUUCAUCCUGAACUGACAUGGAAAGCUGAAAUACCAAACAUUUUCCUGGAAUGGAAAUUUUUCAAAAAAUGAGAAAUUGUCAGCUGAAAAACACUGAAUAAAAUGUUCCAGCCUUUUGAAAUGGAAACAUUUAAUUAAAUCCAUUUGGCCCUUAAAGCAGCAUCAGUUUGAGCUACUGUUGCAGCCCUCAGAAUUGUCAUUCGAGUGCCUUGCGCGCCGUGUCUCCCCUGGGCUGAGCUCCUUGGCUGGAUUGCAGAUCCCAUGAUGCUCCUAGCCUGGGUUAGUCAAGCAGGGAAUGCGUCAUGAGGGCUGGAGAGGAGCCCAGGGACAGAGGGGCCGUGGAGCCCGUGAGUUACAGCUCCCAGCUGACACCAGAGGAAUUGCACAGACACAGACCGAUAUUUCUCUGACAAAAGUGAUGUGUUUCAUGUUUUCCCAACAGAAAUAAACAGCAAAAUAUUGAGAAAAGCAACCUUUUUUUCAUUAAGGCAUCAAGUUUUGUGCAAAAAACCCCACCCUUCCCCACUGAUUUUUUUUUUUUUUUUUUUUUUUUUUUACACCGAAAAUAAUACUAGAAUAGAAAACUUGUGUUACAAUGGGAAAGCCUUCAGCCAACUCAGCUAAUUGAGCAGCAAUGCCUGCUUAGGCAUGAUCUCCAUCAACUGACUGUUCUGGAUGCUCCAUGAAUUGUAGGCAUGCAGAAAGGAUGCUUAGGCUUUGGGACAUGGUGGUUCCCCCUGAUGAAAUUAAUAACUUGAGGCUUCUUGGCUGAGAACCAGGUUGUGUAGGUGAGGAGGAGCUCCUGGCCAUGGGAUUCAGGUUGUGGCCACACACAGCUGCCUUCCAAAACAGUGAAUGGAUUCUAGAUGCUUUUGUGAGCAGGUGGGACCAGUGUGCCCAUGCAUACCAGGUGCUGCUUGAUUUAUUUUCUAGAAGGUGCUUUGGAAGAUGGAUGUUGGCUGUUCUGUAAUACUGGCCCAGUGCAUGGUGUGGCUGUCUUUGGCAUGCAGCUCAUGUGAAUCUCAUGGGAAAGGUUCUAAACAGAUCUUGAAGUUGCCAGGAGAGUAGCCUGUAUCAUGUCAGAUCCACUUGGAUGUGAUAUCCCUGUAAGUGAGGGGACACAGCAAUCCUGAUACACAGUAGAGUGAAGAAGGGAUAGAGGUGGAUUUGCUGCCAGAGUUAGGGACUGAGAACUGUUCACUUGUUUUAAAAAGCCUAAGUUCUUCAUUCUUUACAAAACAACUCUUGCCCAUAAGGAAUUUUAUGCCUAAGUCCUGAUAGUGUUUCAAUAGCACUUGCUUGAUUAAUUUUGAACAGAAAGAAGUCUGUUAGGGCCUUGCUGUAUUUAGAUUUUUU